AUGCAUUUUGUUAAACCUGGGAACUGGUUUUUCAUCCUGCCUUGGAUUUCAUUCAUCCCAUGGUAUGGAAUGCUUAUUGCUAUGCUUAUAUGUUGGGGUGUUCAAGGACGUCCCAUCUACGAUUUUAUGGACGAGUAUAAGAGUCCUGUCUAUAUAUCAGAUAUUGGUGCUACUAAUCUUCGACCUUUGUUUAUUGCCUGUUCAUCUUGGGAAGGCAUAGGUUAUUGUCUUUCAGUGUUUUCGGAAUAUUUCCAACGUGGUGGUGAUAUAUGGUUCAUUAGACCUCGAGGAAAACAAAGACAUUACUAUAUGUCUCCUUGGUAUACUGUUCAUGAAAGAAAUUUGAUUCUAGCAGCGUGCGGCCUAGGGAUAAUAGGUGAGUUGGGUCUGUUCUUCUGUACUAUCUUUUCUACAAAGAAUUAUCCUCAUGUUCAUACGUCUAUGGUUUGUGUCUUUGUUGUACUAUUGUUUUUUUCAGUUUGUUGCUUGUCGGCUCAAAAUUUAGUUAUGGGCAAACAUUACGCUCUUUUGCAUCCCUUAGCAAACCUGUCCAAUGAUUUGAAAUAUGAAGAUUUGCAUUGGAAUCAAUGGGAAGGUCAUGUAUGGAAUAAAUACACAGUGACUGCUGUGGUCAAAUUAUGUUGGUUAGCACUGGCUGUAGUAUGGGCAGUUUGUUUUGCAGCUAUAGAUAAUGGUUCAAGAAGUUCGGAUUUUGAAUGGUUAUUAGCAUUUUGGUUUGGGAUCUUAUUUAUAAUCAUUUCAGUGGAUUUUUAUAUGGGUGGAAGAUACAAAGUCUCUAAAUAUUUUAAUCAAAUUGAUUCCUUCCAAGGUUUUUACAAAUUCGAAGAAAUGUUUGAUACUAGAUAUGUAAAUCAUAAAGAUCAUCAGAGUGAUGAUUUUAAUAGUAUUGAACCAAAGGAAACCGAAGAAGAUGAACAAUUGACAGCAUAG
Maudiozyma barnettii is the source of this 951-nucleotide messenger RNA. Its product is annotated as Frag1/DRAM/Sfk1 family protein. NCBI's taxonomy places the organism in Eukaryota, Fungi, Ascomycota, Saccharomycetes, Saccharomycetales, Saccharomycetaceae. Gene Ontology annotation, cellular component: plasma membrane. The transcript has a single exon. The coding region runs from base 1 to 951 and encodes 316 amino acids. The record is from RefSeq and is a predicted model, not a curated record.